AUGUAUUUUCUUUUCAAAUCAUCAUUUGAUGAGAUGUUUUGCUUGGCUGCAACUGCGUGUCCUUCCACCGAAGGUUUUUUUGAGUGGAUGUGGACGGUAUGGCCACCGAAUGAGCUUUUCCUUUCGUCGAGGGAUGGCCAGCAUCAGCUGUUGAUUGUGCUGCCAUUUUCCUCACUUUUGCCGCGACGUGCCCCGGCCGCCCGGCGCCUGCCCUUGCCCGGCGAAGCCUGGGGCGGGUCUCUCCGCAACUACGACUUCACAAGUCACCUUCGCUUCAAACACCGUCUCUGCCCAGGUCGUCCUUCUCUGGUCGCACAGGAUAACAGAAAAAAACUCGCCACCAGCGUGAUUCUCCCCGGAUACGGUGACCUUGCUAGAAGGAUGGACUCGGAUUCAGACAUCGAGAUCGUGCCUUCCCAGCCAGCUCAAGCGACAAAAAAAACCAGCUGGAAACCGAGACGGCCUGUCCAAGAGAAGCUGCCAUCACUCAGCCCCCUGCCGCUUCCAAAGACCUUGAAACGACCAGCAGAGAAAACUAUCAACAGCGACCCCAGCUCCCAUGCGGAUUCAGACGAGGACUGCGAAAGAAGCACUAAACGAAACCUCCAAUCAGCCUCCACCCGCCCCAAAGGCCCUCCUUCUUCACACUCGUCCAGCCCACUGCCCUCCUCUCCGGAGCUUCCCCACCUUCCGCGCCGUUCGCCAUCUCCAGCACUUCCAGACCCUCUACCCCUGCCCCCCACGCGCAACCCGCGUGUCAAAGAUCGGCAAGAAACGAACAAGUCUCGCCCAAGCUCUCCGCCCCCAGACAAGAGGUCCGCGAUUAUCGAGCUGGGCUCCAGCCCCCUAUUGCCAGACUUGGAAGAUUUCAACUUCGGUGGCAAUCGUAAUCCUUCGCCUCCCAAUCCAUUACCCAGUAGACAAUCCUCUAGUCAUCCAAGCCCUCCUCCAACUUCCGCACCCAUCAGCAAAGCCACUACUAAUCGAACCGAGAAGCAGGCUCAAGCCGCGCAGGCUCGACUGCUCCGGGAGGCUAAAAAGGCGGCCAAGGAGAAAGAAAAACUCGACAAUCGACUCCAGCGAGAGGCGAACAAACUGACACUGAACCGGAAAGAAACGGUGGCUGAAGUACGGAUGUGGGUGCCCAAGUCGCUGAAGAAAUCGAAGCUGCAUCCGUUUGCGAAAGCCUGUGAAGUGUUGGAGCAGCGAAUCGCGUCCACCGAAGGGUGUGUGAUGAACCCCCCGGGCGAGAUUGAUGACGAGAGCAGCGAGCUGCAAGGCGUGGUCAGAUGGGUCCGGACGGCCACCAAGGAAUGGGACGAGGAGCGCGGGAUCUUUAUCCCCCUCGGCGUGGGCCAGAGUAAGGAGACUUCCGAGCCCACCGUCCUGGUCGUUUGGACCGGCAAGGAGGUCGAUGAGGUUAUUGCUUCGGGAACCGACCAGUUGAUGAAGAAGGCCCAAGUGAUCAAAUCUCAUUACCCCCAAGACCAGCUGUUUAUUGUGAUUUCAGGCUUAGAGACGAUCCUCAGAGCAGAGCGGAGGAACGAGGAUGCGAUGAUCACGAACGAAGCCCGGGAAAGACUGGCCGCACAGCGGAACGAGCCGCCCCCCUGUGCCCCCAAGACUAAGAGCAAAAGCGGGUCAGCUCUUCCCCGAAACAGUCGGGACAAGAUCUUGAAGGAGUUGGAGGUCAUGAAGCUCGUCACGAAGGCUUUCGUCAUUCGUGUCGAAGAGAAGAACGAGUUCGCCAACUGGCUCUGGGAGAUGACGAUGGAGAUUGGCGUGAGACCUUACAAAUCGAGGAAGCAAGAGUUGAAGUCGGCACUAAGAUUGGAAGUAUCGGGGACGAAGGGGACAAACUACGAGGACACGUACAUCAAGAUGCUGAGCAGCUUGACCCGGGUGACCGAGAACGAGGCCAAAGGAAUCGUCGCUAAGUUCCCGACUCUGAAGUGCUUGUAUCAGGCGUGGGAACAAGGGAUCCAGAAGCAUGGCGUACAGUGGGCCGAGGACAUGUUGGUCGGCUGUUCGAAGUCAAAUGCGGUCACUGCGGUCAAUUCUAACAGGAAGAUCGGCAAAGUGACUUCCAAACGAAUCUUCGAAAUCAUGUAUAACACCAAGAACGGCGACGCCUGUCUUUGA
Messenger RNA from Puccinia triticina, 2142 nucleotides. RefSeq lists its product as uncharacterized. Gene Ontology annotation, cellular component: Holliday junction resolvase complex; nucleus. Bases 1 to 2142 code for a protein of 713 amino acids. NCBI's taxonomy places the organism in Eukaryota, Fungi, Basidiomycota, Pucciniomycetes, Pucciniales, Pucciniaceae. The record is from RefSeq and is a predicted model, not a curated record. The transcript is spliced from 5 exons. Gene Ontology annotation, biological process: resolution of meiotic recombination intermediates; double-strand break repair; mitotic intra-S DNA damage checkpoint signaling.